Molecule: messenger RNA, 1288 nt
Organism: Drosophila willistoni
Lineage: Eukaryota; Metazoa; Arthropoda; Insecta; Diptera; Drosophilidae
Gene: spn-A
Product: DNA repair protein Rad51 homolog
Exons: 3
Coding region: 142-1209 (355 amino acids)
Biological process (GO): DNA strand invasion; chromosome organization involved in meiotic cell cycle; DNA recombinase assembly
Cellular component (GO): condensed nuclear chromosome
Molecular function (GO): double-stranded DNA binding; ATP-dependent DNA damage sensor activity; single-stranded DNA binding
Source: RefSeq, a predicted model, not a curated record
CGCAUUUCUCAAGAUCGAAGUUUAUCGAUUACAAGUCAGCUGUCUUAAUUUGAAGCGCCAUUUUUUUCAAUUUCAUUAUUCUGCAUCAAAUUUUAUAAACAAAUAAUAAUAACAACAAGGUAUAAACAGUAAAAAGGCAAAAUGGAACAAAAACAAAAGAGUAAAAGUAAAAAGGACUCGGAGGUGGCCACAGCCGUGACAGUGGAUCAGUCUAUGGAAGAAGACCAGGAGGAAACUGGAGGACCCCUAGAUGUGUCCAAGCUAUUGGGCGGUAACGUUAGUGCCAGGGAGAUUAAGCUCCUGCAACAGGCCAGUCUCCAUACAGUGGAAUCUGUGGCAUAUGCAACACGCAAACAGCUACUAAAUAUCAAGGGCCUGGGCGAAUCCAAGGUCGAUUAUAUCAUGUCUGAAGCUAGCAAAUUGGUGCCCAUGGGCUUCACAUCGGCUCGCACUUACCAUCAGAUGCGCUCCGAGGUUGUUAUGCUAACCACUGGGUCCAAGGAGUUGGAUAAGCUGCUUGGCGGGGGCAUAGAAACCGGUUCAAUUACGGAAAUCUUUGGCGAAUUCCGUUGCGGCAAGACCCAGUUGUGCCAUACAUUGGCUGUCACCUGCCAACUGCCCAUCAGCCAGAAUGGCGGGGAGGGCAAGUGCUUGUACAUCGACACGGAGGGCACAUUUCGACCGGAACGUCUGUCUGCCAUUGCGCAACGCUAUAAGAUGGAAGAACCUGAUGUUUUGGACAAUGUAGCCUAUGCUCGAGCCUAUAAUUCAGAUCAGCAGACGAAACUACUUCACAUGGCCGCCGGCAUGAUGUUUGAAUCAAGAUAUGCCAUCCUAAUUGUGGACAGUGCCAUGGCCUUGUAUCGUUCGGAAUAUGUUGGACGUGGCGAGUUGGCAGCUCGACAAAAUCAUUUGGGCCUGUUUUUGCGGAUGCUUCAACGUCUGGCCGAUGAGUUUGGUGUGGCAGUUGUAAUAACCAAUCAGGUAACUGCCUCGGUAGAUGGCGGAGCUGGUAUGUUUGUGGCAGAUGCCAAGAAGCCCAUCGGUGGUCAUAUCAUGGCACAUGCAUCCACUACCAGAUUAUAUUUGCGUAAAGGCAAAGGAGACUCGCGUAUAUGUAAAAUUUAUGAUUCACCCUGUUUGCCCGAAUCCGAGGCCAUUUUUGCUAUUCUAGGAGAUGGAAUCGGUGAUGCCCGAGAAAAGGAUUAGUUUGUAAUUUACAUAGGAUCACAGUUGAACUUACUUUAUAAGCAUUGGUUUGGUGUCAAAUAAAGAUACUUUAAAUACA